Molecule: messenger RNA, 1700 nt
Organism: Alternaria rosae
Lineage: Eukaryota; Fungi; Ascomycota; Dothideomycetes; Pleosporales; Pleosporaceae
Product: fructosyl amino acid oxidase
Exons: 2
Coding region: 192-1538 (448 amino acids)
Molecular function (GO): saccharopine oxidase activity; flavin adenine dinucleotide binding; sarcosine oxidase activity
Source: RefSeq, a predicted model, not a curated record
CUGUACCUGGGCAUCCUGAGUUCCUUCCCGAUCGCGCGAGCCAAUGCACGUUUUUGGGCAAGCUGGGGCAUCGGAUCCGCAGAAGACCCCGCAGCACUAGCGCAAGCAGUCUCAUCUACCAUCCAGGAAGCCUCACCAUUAUCCUGGACAACAUUGAAAGCUUUACAACUUGUGAUCACUAUUCGUUCAAUAUGGCAAGCAGCGAGCCUACAGUACUUAUCAUAGGCGCUGGUACCUUUGGCGCGUCUACUGCCUAUCAUUUGGGUAAGCAAUACAAAGAUCCAUCGCGAAUAACCAUCAUCGACCGUUGGGAUAGCAAUACAUCCCUGAAGCAAAAGCAAGCAGCAGCUAUCGACACCAAUCGCAUUAUCCGUACCGACUACGAGUCACAUCUUUACUGCAAUCUCGCCAAUGAAGCUAUUCAUUUUUGGUUCUGGAGCAUAGCAGUGCAGGGCCAUUUCCACAAGACGGGUUGGGUCGUGCUAGACAAAAAAAAUGGUACUUUUGGUGAUGCGAUAAGGAAGACGUUCGUUGAGAGAGGAGGUGACUACACGCGCGACCUAGAACCACAAGAGCUGGACAAGUACGCUGUGACAAAAGGCAUCCAGAGCGAAGAAUACGGAAAGGGCUAUUUCAAUCGCGAAGCGGGCUGGUGCGACGCAGAGAAAGCAACGCAAAGCUUCACAAAGGUUGCACUUGAGUUGGGCGUCAGGAGGGUGACUGGAGACGUGCAAGAGUUGUUACUGAGCGCCGACCAACGAAGCCUAGCAGGUGUAAAGCUAAGGAAUGGUCAAGUUUUGAAAGCCGACAAGAUCGUGUUGGCAGCAGGAGCUUGGACCAGCUCCCUUAUGUCGCCAAUCGAGGAUGCUUUGAAGAUCCAGGAACAAGACCGCAUCGAGCGCCAGAUCACCGCUGUAGGACGGGUCUCGGCUUACUAUACACUUAACGAACAAGACACUCAGAGCAUGAUCGACGAAACAGUGCCUGUGAUCGUCAUUGGAGGAGAGGUCGACAUCAUCCCACCUUCGCAACCAAACCGGACGCUGAAGAUCAAUGACAUCAAGACUGAAAUCAUCAAUACGGUUACCACUCCUUCUGGACACAAAAUCACCAUGCCAUCGCGAAGAAACCAGAACGACGUACCUGAGAGAUUGAAGCGUGAAAGCGCACAGAUCAUGCACAACGCCAUGCCGGAAUGGACACGCAGCAAAAGACCAGACAGAUGGCGAAUCUGCUACGACGCUGUUACACCAACCGAAGACUGGCUGAUGUGUCGGCAUCCUCAUGAAAGGCUCGCCAACUUAUACCUCGCAGUUGGCGGUAGCUUCCACUCUUACAAAUUCCUCCCCGUCGCCGGCGCAUAUAUGUGCAACGUCCUAAGCGGCAAGGGCAACGGUGAGGAGAAAGAUACUGCCUGGAAGUGGAAGAGCGCCGAAGAACUACAGUGUCGCAAGGGUAAGGAGUUUGGUGAAAGUCCAAGAGAUUGCGACAAGAAAGAGUUGAGUGAGUACGAGGAGGGAGCAGCAUCGAAGUUAUGAUCGUUAAGAAGUACCUUCAAUCGACAUUUCUCAAUUUUACGGGUUACCAUUCUACUCCGCGGCUUCGCAUUCCCGACUUCGCAUUGCACAUUCCUCUACAUUUGCCACUAUUCAAAAUAGUGAUUGCGCCUUGGUUUAGUAAUCUAUUCCAUUCAUACUAGA